Molecule: messenger RNA, 1873 nt
Organism: Sphaeramia orbicularis (orbiculate cardinalfish)
Lineage: Eukaryota; Metazoa; Chordata; Actinopteri; Kurtiformes; Apogonidae
Gene: kptn
Product: kaptin (actin binding protein)
Exons: 12
Coding region: 261-1565 (434 amino acids)
Biological process (GO): cellular response to amino acid starvation; actin filament organization; negative regulation of TORC1 signaling
Cellular component (GO): KICSTOR complex; lamellipodium; actin cytoskeleton
Molecular function (GO): actin filament binding
Source: RefSeq, a predicted model, not a curated record
UGUUGUUUUAAUCUUUUCCCUUUUUCUUUUAAGCCAAAAAUAUCUGUCAUGUUCUUUAUUAUUGACUUUAAAGUUUUGCGGAAGAUGUUUCUAAAAUAAUUAUUUUGUCUAAAUUCGCCAUUUGGAAAGUUAUAGCAACAGUUCGAAACCGGAAGUGGCUCUGAGGGCUAAAGUUAACAUUUGUGAAUGAAGAUGAGUAGCUUCAGUUGUUGAUAUUUUUCUUAAAGUUAGUGGUUUUUUCGUGGUGGUUGUCCUCCAGGAUGAGCCGGGAGCCUUAUCCUUUCGUGGAGGACAGCUUCAGCCGCUUCCCGUCCCAGAGUAACAUCUACGGGCUGUGUCAGGCCGGGGAACAGGAGCUGCUGGCGGCCACUCUCAAAGGGAAGGUGGUGUGUUUCCGGUACCAGGAGCUGCAGCAGAAGAUCCGACCUGUGGCCAAGGAGGUCCAGUUCACCUACAUCCCAGUCGAUGCUGAAAUUGUAUCAAUCGAUGCUUUCAACAAAUCCCCCCCCAAACGAGGCCUGGUGGUGGGCAUCACAUUCAUUAAGGACUCGGGUGACAAAGCCACUCCAUUCCUGAAUAUCUACUGCGACUACGAACCUGGAUCGGAGUUUAACCUGGAGUCUAUCGCACAAAGUUGCCUGAAUCUGGAGUUGCAGUUCACACCCUUCCAGCUCUACCACACUGAAGUGCAGUGUGAUGAUGGAGGCAGUGAGACGGUGUUCCUGCUCAGCGGUCACGACCAGAGGAUCCACCUGUACAAAGAGAACGCCUCUCUGCACCAGUUUGAGGAGCAGCCAGUGGAAAGACUCUUCCCUGAACUGGAACAACUGCCCAGCAAUGUGUUAUGGUUGGACAUGUUGAGUAUCGGCAGUGGUCGGCGUCUGUCAGCUUUUGGAUGUCAGAACAGCUGCGUUGGACUGGCCCUGGUCGACCAGACUGGACCAGAUGUUUUGCAGAGCUGGCGGGUGCAGUUUGACAGUCCAAUUUCUACAGUGCUGUUAUUUCCUCUGAGCUGCAGACCUGAGCCACGCCAACCCAGUGCAGGGGAAAGCAUAGAAACGGGAGGCUACAACCUUUUGGUGACUAGUACGAUAGAGAUGGCUGUUGUCUACAGAAAUGUGCAGGAACACGGCUUGUCUCGCUCCGUGUGCCUUUCAGAAAGCGAUCAGUGGGAUGCGGUGCUGAGUGCUCUCGUCAUUGAUCUGGAUUUUGACGGGCAGAAGGAAGUGCUGCUGGGAACGUAUGGACAGGAACUUCUCUGUUACAAAUUCCAGCCGGCAGUCGGAGGAGGAGAUGGACAGUUUCAGCUGCAGUGGAGGCGGAGCUUCAAGAGUCCCUUGCUGUCCAUCAUCUACUUAGACUUGACAGGAGACGGGCUGCGAGAGCUGGCCAUCCUCACAUUGAAGGGGCUGCACGUUUUGCAGCACAGUCUCACCUGCACGGCCGACUUGGUCCUUGAACGCCUCUCCCAGAGGGUGUCAGCACUGACGACCUCUGGCUUCGGCUCCGAGCUGGAAUCGGAUGGAGCUCAAGAAGCAGAGGAGAAGGAGUUCACAGAUCAGUAGUGCAUUUAGUGUGACUGUGUGAGUCAGAAGAGGCAUUGUUUACAGGUGAAAGUGUGUGAUUUGGGAUUAAAUGCAGCUGUGGUUGAAAAAAACAAACAAACACACCUCUUAAAAAUAAAACGUCAUCUGCCUUAGCCUACAAGACACACACCCUCUGUCAUCAAAGAGCUCAUUAUGUUAAUAAAUGCAUUGAUAAAUGUUAUCUUCACCUGUAAUGAGGGAUAUGCUCCUCGGGAAUAUGUAAUUAUGAAACGGUGUAAAUAGUGUGCUGUAAUUUGCAGAUAAUAAAUUACACGUUUGGGUCUGGA